This is a messenger RNA of Oncorhynchus mykiss (rainbow trout), 2070 nucleotides long. RefSeq names its product transcriptional adapter 2-beta. Gene Ontology annotation, cellular component: SAGA-type complex; nucleus. Gene Ontology annotation, biological process: chromatin remodeling; regulation of transcription by RNA polymerase II. NCBI's taxonomy places the organism in Eukaryota, Metazoa, Chordata, Actinopteri, Salmoniformes, Salmonidae. The record is from RefSeq and is a predicted model, not a curated record. Gene Ontology annotation, molecular function: zinc ion binding; transcription coactivator activity; chromatin binding.
UCAAUAUUAAUGAGACGCAGUUGUGAGACUCCAGUACGCAUGCCCUCCCCGCGCGACACUGCUGCUUCCAACAACAAGCAAGAAGCCAGCAACAUGGCCGACCUAGGAAAGAAGUACUGCGUAAACUGCCUUGCAGACGUUACGAAUCUGAGACUUCGCUGUACUGACUGCCCAGAUAUCGAACUGUGUCCGGAAUGCUUCUCCGCGGGUGCAGAAAUCGGUAAUCAUCGGCGAUGGCACGGUUAUCAGCAAGUCGACGGCGGGCGCUUCACACUCUGGGGUCCCGAAGCGGAGGGAGGAUGGACUAGCAGGGAAGAGCAGUCGCUACUAGAUGCGAUCGAGCAAUAUGGCUUUGGAAACUGGGAGGACAUGGCCACUCACGUGGGGGCGUCUCGGACCCCCCAGGAAGUCAUGGACCACUACGUCAGAAUGUACAUUCACGGCAACCUGGGCAAGGCCUGCGUCCCCGAAAGUAUCCCCAACCGGGUAACAGACCACACCUGCCCCAGCGGUGCCCCCCUGUCCCCCAGCCUCACCACCCCCCUGCCUCCGCUGGACGUGACCCUGGGCGAGCAGCAGCAGCUGGGCUAUAUGCCCCUUCGCGACGACUAUGAAAUCGAGUAUGACCAGGAGGCAGAGAAGCUCAUCAGCGGCCUGUCAGUCAACUACGACGAUGAAGACGUGGAGAUUGAAAUGAAGCGGGCGCACGUGGACAUGUACGUGCGCAAGCUGCGGGAGCGUCAGCGCCGCAAGAAUGUGGCCCGCGACUACAACCUGGUGCCCGUCUUCCUUGGGCGAGAUAAGAAGGACAAGGAGAAGCCAGGCACGCUGGGAGUUGUAGGUGGCGGGGGUAGUGUUGGCGCCGUCGGAGUGGGAGGAGGAGUAGUGGGGACCCUUCUGAUGCUGACCAAUCCCAUUGUGACGCCGGGAGCUGCAGCCGUUCCUACAGUGCCAAAGCGUAAGAUCACCAAGGAGGAGAAGGAGCAGCGGGUCAAGUUACGGGGAAUGUGCCAGUUCAUGGCUCUGCGGGAGUUUGAGGACUUCUUUGACAACAUGCACAAGGAGCGCGUGCUGCGCGUCAAGGUACGAGAGCUGCAACGAUACCGCCGCAACGGCAUCGCGCGACUGGACGAGUCGGCCGAGUACGAGUCGGCGCGGCACAAACGGGAGAAACGCAAGGAGAACAAGAGUGUGGCUACCUCCAAAACAGGCCGAGGCGGCGGGCUCGGCACUGGGGGAGGAGGGGGAGGGCUUGGAGGAGGGGCGGGAGGUGGAGGAGUGGGCGGUGGCGCCAUCAAAGAGGAGGGCAAGGAAGGCGAGUUUGCGGCCAUUGAGAACCUGUCCGGCUUUGAACUGCUGUCGGACCGGGAGAAGGUGCUGUGUAACACACUCAACCUCAGCCCCACGCGCUACCUGACCGUCAAGACCAUCAUCAUCAAGGACCACCUUCAGAAGCGCCAGGGCAUCACCUCCAAGAGCCGCCUGCCAGGCUACCUGGACAAGGUGCUCAAGAAACGCAUCCUCAGCUUCCUCACAGAGAGCGGCUGGAUAUCCCGAGACAUGUCCUAACAGUCCAUCGGGUUUGUAGGAACUGGACCUGGGAAGUGUCCUAACAAUGUGUGUAUGGAGUUUGUGGGGACUGAGGAUUACAGAAGGAUCAUGACUCUGUUCUCCGUUGGAUUGUUGCGUCUCCGUGUGUCUUGUUAGAAACAAUGUGAGAUUUGCACUCGUAAGCUCCACAUAGACCAAACUAUUGGGUUUUACCACCUUUUGUCUCGUUUUGUCCAACGUCAUCGACCACAGGACUGUUUGUGAAUAUGUACAUUGCAAAGAAUAAGGAUUUCCACUUUCUUAAAAAAAAAAAGUUUGGAUACCAUUUACAGGGGAGGGAUGAACAGAUAUAUAUUUUUGCAUUUGAAUCCAUAUGAAUGAUAAUGUAUUCGUAUGGGUAGAUGAUACAGGGUCUUUGUAUUGAAACUCCAGUGAAGGAUCGCCUAAUGCUGCUGGGCAAACCAGACAACACUGUCUUCAAAGCUGUUCUCAAAGUAUAAAUUGUUACGUAUAGUUUGC